Xiphias gladius (swordfish) is the source of this 1572-nucleotide messenger RNA. RefSeq lists its product as uncharacterized. The record is from RefSeq and is a predicted model, not a curated record. The coding region runs from base 270 to 1010 and encodes 246 amino acids. The transcript has 6 exons. NCBI's taxonomy places the organism in Eukaryota, Metazoa, Chordata, Actinopteri, Istiophoriformes, Xiphiidae.
AAGAGACGCCCAUUUAACAAAGUCUAUAGUCACUUUUACAAACUAUAGAAUAAAUAUCUAUCAUUUCUACGAAAGUGCAUUUGCUACCGAUUAUCAAUCGUAUUUACUACUAGCAGUCUCUACUACGUGUUCAACGUAGUCUAAUAUAGCGUCGCAAUCGUGUUUAGGUGUACUUUUCUAAGUUUUAGUGAUAGCUGCAGAUGUAGUCUUGUUAGCUUGUUUGGGCACUGUAGCUAGAUUAGCUGGUCCGCCUCCCGAGUUUCACCAGGAUGGUAACCACAUGUACUUUCCCGGGUUGUAAGAGCACCACCAAGCUGCUGUCUUUCCCCACCGACCCUGUGCGGGCUCUCCGGUGGCUGCAGAUCCUCGGCCUGCCGGAGGACUCUCGGACCUCCAGGCUGAAAGUCUGCACGCUCCACUUCUCCCCGGACAGCUUCACCAACUACACCCAGGCUCGGAUGGGCUUUGCCGUCCGGCUGCACCUGGCCGAGGACGCGCUUCCAACCCCCCCGGAAGGUCGCCUGUCCAAAGUACUUAAAGAUGUGGGUUGCCAGACUGAGGUGAGGACCACGGAUGCUUUUUGUCGAGCAGAGCCAUGUGUAAACCACGUCAAGUGCCAGACCGCUCUGGUCGGAAAGCAUAAUGUCUCAACGCAAGCCAACAGGAAGCCCAUCAAAAGGAGCAAAGCUAUACAGGCCAGGGCCCCGCACAGGAAUGUCGAAUGUGACACAUCUACACUUUUUCCUCUUAAUUUUGUAAAUGCAAACGGCACACCGGUCAAGAGGUUUAGAUAUGACCCAUGCUCUUUUCCUGGUGGAGAUUCAAGUGGCUAUUAUGACAAUGAGAGCACCGCCGAGGCUGACAGGCCAGAGUCAUAUCAGGAGCCUCUUGAGUCUGAGCCAGAGGAGCCCUCCGUAGACUCGGUGUCAGAAGAGGAAUCUGUGGAAUCAGAAACAGAGACUGUGACUGUAAAGAUAGAGCCAGAAGAAUAUGAGGAGCCUCUGAGCUGAAAGCUUGAGCCUGAAGACCUGUCUGUAGAGCCUGAUAGACGACAGGAGAUGGGGACGAUGCAUCAGUCAGGCUAGUUACAGCCAAAAGAAUCUCAAAACCAGUUCCAGCUGUUUAUUGCUGUGUUGUUCAAUGGAAACGCUCCUUUCAAGGCUCUCUGUUUCUCGUAACGCAGAGAGCAGGCAUUUGCAGUAAGGAAGUGUUCUUAUACACAAAGAACUGAGCCCCAUAUCAUCAAGAGAACUGAGACAUGAGAGGCCGCAGGGACACGUAUGUCACACUUCAGACUGCAUACGUACUCAUGUAAUUGUUACAGUAAUUUUGAUGUCCUCAUUACAACCAUGAAAUAAUACAAUAAUGUGUGUAUAUAAUACAUAUGUUUAUUUAAAGUAAAUGUAAUCUUCCACUAUUGCCUAUAUUCAGCUUUAGGAAUGUAUUUUAAGGGCCGUUUUUGUUUUGGAACUUACAAAAUAAUAAUAAUAACAAUAAUAACAAUAAUAAUAACUAUUACAUACGCAACUGUCUCUGGUGCUGAAACAAACUUGUAAUUAAUACUGACUUAUA